GCGAUCAGCUCGUGCGGAUCCUCCAACCUGCACAAUUGAAGCGCUUUGCCUGCAUUUCCACUCAAUAGAGCCGCUGCAAAAACACCAUCAAACGCCAUUUUCAAUGAAAAGACAUGGAGCGGCCGGACAGCGAAUACUGCAGCUUUGAAAACCCGCUGAUCAGCGAGAUGAAGCAUUUCUGCAAGAAGAUACAAGAAGCCUGCAACGAGCUGAAGGAGGAUCUGACGCCGUACAAAAACGAGCGGUUCUACAGGUUGGCCCCCAUGCGUCUCUACACUCUCUCUAAGAGGCACUUUGUUCUGGUGUUCGUGGUUUUCUUCUUCUGCUUCGGUGUCUCUACCCUCAUCGGUGUGUCAGGACCGAAGAUCAUCAGUGAGAAUUAUCACAACGGUUUAAGCAUCAGUGUCAAUGGAUCAAAGACCGGCCCGUUCGACCUCCAAUCUCAGCCGCUGUCCAACUACAACCAGCAGCUCUGGCUGACAUGCAUCAUUCAGCUCAACAACAACCUUGUAGAUCUGGGUUUGAGAGAGUUCGGGAUGAACGUGGAGCUGCAGGGCGUGAUGCAGGACGCCAGCGUGAUGCGCAUCAGCGACACUGUGCACAACAAAAACAGAAGCCUUCACUGCGCCGCGCAUCAGCAGGCGUGUGAUGAGAUCAUCGUGUUGCAUCUGGGUUACCUGAACUAUACGCAGUACAAGAUCAACGUCAGCUUCAGGAACCUACAGGACGACCUGAAGGACAACAUUAAAAAUGUCACUUUUGUUUUUAAGAUGUACAACGCCACGUUCUCUCAGGUGGAGAUUUGGUUCCGGUUUGUGUUUGUAGUGAUGACCUUCAUAGUGACGUGUAUGUUUGCGCACUCGUUGCGGAAGUUCUCCAUGAGGGAUUGGGGAAUCGAGCAGAAGUGGAUGUCGAUUCUCCUUCCUCUGCUGCUGCUCUAUAACGAUCCCUUCUUCCCGCUGUCGUUCCUGGUGAACAGCUGGUUUCCGGGAACGCUGGACGCGUUCUUCCAGGCUCUGUUUCUGUGUGCGCUGCUGCUCUUCUGGCUGUGUGUGUAUCACGGCAUCAGAGUGCAGGGCGAGAGGAAGUUCUUGACGUUUUACCUGCCCAAGCUGAUCAUCGUAGGACUGUUGUGGCUAUCGGCCGUCACGCUGGGAAUCUGGCAAACGGUGAAUGAGCUGCAGGACCCCACGUAUCAGUACAAAGUGGACAUCCAGAACUUCCAGGGCAUGAAGAUCUUCUUCCUGCUGGUGGUGUGUUUGUAUGUUCUGUAUCUGGUGUUUCUGGUGGUGCGCGCCUGCUCUGAGCUGAAGAACAUGCCGUACACAGAUCUGCGGCUGAAGUUUCUGACAGCGCUGACGUUGGUGGUGCUGAUGAUCAGUGUGGUCAUACUGUACCUGAGAUUCGGCUCCAAGGCCUUGCAAGACAACUUUGUUGCUGAACUUUCCACCCACUACCAGAAUUCAGCUGAAUUUCUUUCCUUCUACGGCCUCCUGAACUUCUAUCUCUACACGUUAGCGUUUGUCUACUCGCCCUCCAAAAACGCUCUCUACGAUUCCCAACUGAAAGACAAUCCUGCCUUCUCCAUGCUCAAUGACUCGGAUGAUGAAGUCAUUUACGGGAGCGAUUAUGAAGAAAUGCCUCUUCAAAAUGGCCGCGCCAUCAAAGCCACCGCCAAAUACCAGGAUGAGAGCGAAAGCGACUGAACUGAGUGUGAAUCUGGUGUGACUCCGGAUCGCUCCUGUAUAUUUGAGGGAUGUAUAUAGACUUACUGUUGAAAUGAUGCCAGUGUCAUUAUAUACUGUGUGUAAAUAUACAGGCCGAUAUAUUUUUAAAGGUGAAGUGGUGUUUUUGAAUGUAACUCCAGCCGCCCUGAUGAUGAUGAUGAUGUUUUUUGAAGGUCAGUCUUUAACCUCAGUGAGUGUCAGUGAAGGGCAGCGUGCAAAUAUCAACUGUACAUCUAAUCUAAAUACUGUUGAACCACUACUGUCACGAAGAAACGGCCAGAUUAUAUUUCACCUCUAAACUAAAGGAGGAAAAGUAAGAAUGUAUAUUUUUUUGAGGGGGGGAAAAAAAGCCUUUUUUUGGGCGGGGGUAAGGGGGAUUAUGACAUAAUUAAGCACUAUGAUCUAAUUAACAUCAGUAAACAUUAAAUUCAGUAACACAAAUGUGUACUUUAAAAAAAAAAAUGUUUAAGUUCAAAAAAAUAUAUUUUGUUCCUUUUGCAGUGCACUUAAAUGUGUUUAAUUGUCAUGAAACUACAAGAAUAUUAAGGUCCAAACAAUUUCUUCUUAAUGCAUAACAUUAUUUAAAUGUUUUUUUAUGCUUUUUGGAGUGAAAUAUGACCUGGACGCUUCAUGUGAUUCGCCCUCAGACUGUGAGAGGAAGGUUUUCUGCUGAUUUCUGGCUUGUUUGCAUCACUUUGCCAGUAUAGAGAUCUCAUGUGAAUUUCUUUCAGUCAUUUUUGAUGAUGAAAUCAAGCCUUGUGUUUUUUUUUGUUUUACAUUCCAAAAGCCUUCUUUUCUCACAUUCCUUUUUUUUUUUUUAUUGUGCCUGUAAACAAUUUCUCUCGCCGUCUUUGUGUAUUUAUUGUUUUGUGGGUCUGAAUCACUUACUGAAAUCAUCAGGUUUCCCAUCAGGUCUGUGUAAACGGCUUGUUUUGAGCACUGUUCGUUCACUUCAUUGUCUUAAUUUGAGCUGUAAUGAUAUUUGAAGGUCUUUACAGAUGUACAUUUACUUGAGUUUAAGAACGGUGGUGGAUGUUUUGAUGCAAUGUCCCAGAAGCACUGCAUCAUUAGUGUUAUGAUGAUGUCAGAGGUCAUUCCUCAGUCCAAACACUCCUGAGGACAAACUCAAGGCAGAGAUUGCACUGUUGUGAAAACUGUCUGAGAGAAUAAAACGUGCUGAAAUUUUUAA
Messenger RNA from Ctenopharyngodon idella (grass carp), 2916 nucleotides. RefSeq names its product transmembrane protein 181 (gene tmem181). The transcript is spliced from 17 exons. Gene Ontology annotation, molecular function: toxic substance binding. Bases 114 to 1706 code for a protein of 530 amino acids. The record is from RefSeq and is a predicted model, not a curated record. Lineage: Eukaryota; Metazoa; Chordata; Actinopteri; Cypriniformes; Xenocyprididae.